Molecule: messenger RNA, 417 nt
Organism: Cyanistes caeruleus (blue tit)
Lineage: Eukaryota; Metazoa; Chordata; Aves; Passeriformes; Paridae
Source: RefSeq, a predicted model, not a curated record
AUGGAGGACCCAAAUUGGAGUCAGCAACAGCAGGAGCAUAGAACCAAUAUGCAGGACCUAAGGACAAUAAUUGUCCAAGGAAUUAAAGAAGCAAGUUGCCGGCCCAACUCUAUUCAGCAGCUCAACCCAUCAGUAACAAGGGGAAGCCUGGGAAUUGAUUUGGCAGCAUCAGUAGAUGUCACACUCAUCGACAGCACCAUCCGCAAAAUCCCAACUGGAGUUACAGGACCUGUUUAUUCUGUUACCAGUGCACUUGGUGCUUUGUUGACUGGGAGAUCAUCUGCUGGAAUUGCAGGACUUAUUGUUCUCACGGGAGUCAUCGACGCUGAUUACACUGGUGAAAUCCAAAUGUGUGCUUACACCCUAGCCUCUCCACUUACAAUCAAAAAGGGAACAAGAAUUGCUCAAUUGGUGUAA